Stylonychia lemnae is the source of this 2253-nucleotide messenger RNA. NCBI's taxonomy places the organism in Eukaryota, Ciliophora, Spirotrichea, Sporadotrichida, Oxytrichidae. The record is from the annotation of a GenBank genome assembly.
AUGGAGGCAGACACUAUUGAGAAAGUCUACAGAGAUAAUCAGGCUAGGAAAUAUGAGCUGUUCUAGGAAUGGUGUGACAAAAAUGGGAUAAAGAUACCUAAGCUAGAGUAUCCAGCUAAAUUUGAUGGCGGCCUUGUAGGAGUAAGGGCUAAAGAGGACAUCGAGCAUCGUGAAGCAUUCCUUUAUGUGCCAUUUAAUUUAUUGAUCACAAUGGAGUUGGCGCACAAUCACCCAAUUAUUGGGCAUGUAUUCAAGGAAAACCCCAAGUUAUUUACUAAGGUGCAUGAUGAUUUUGAGCAGUUGACUCUCACUGUAUUCAUGCUUUAUGAGUAUCAGAAGACAACUGAAUCGUUUUGGUUUCCAUAUUUAAAUCUACUUCCUGACGUGGAGUUUUUCUGCAAUUGGAGCAAGGAUGAAUUAGAAGCAAUAGAUGAUCCAGAUCUAGCUUAUGAAACAAAGUCUUAUAAAAGAGACAUUGAAUUAGAAUGGAAAGAGAUUGAACUAUUGCUGAAUCACUACCCUUAGCACUUUGAUCAGCAAAUCAUCAAUAGACAUCUGUUUAUGCGUAUCUUUGCGUAAGUGUGCUCUAGAUGUUUUGGAUGGGGACUUCCCACAACUGCUAUGAUUCCAAUGGCAGAUAAUUUGAACCAUUCUCAUAUCACAGUCAUAAAUGAAACUAUCAACAAAGAACUCUAAAUCAUUGGAGAUUCUAAGAAUAAGUACUUUACUAAAGACAAAUUCAUGAAUGACUAUCAGGAGAUGUUCACAGAUGAAGAAGUAAGGAAAAGCCCCUACAACAUCAUGGGAAGGUUCAACAGGGAACAAUUUAAGAUUAAUGUUGAGAAGUAUAGUUUAAGUAACUGGAAGAAAGAGAUUCAAGAGAAACAUUUAUGGGAUCUCACAUACAAAGACGAAGACUACGAUGAGGAUAAUGAUACCUCAGAAGAAGAUGAUGAUGAAGAACACUUUGAUGAAGACUUCAUGAAGAAUAGUAGUACGGCUAAAUCUUAGCUUACAAGUUUAGGGUAGAAAUUAGGCCACGAUAAACUGGCUGAGGACCUUAUUAAUCCAAAGAAAGGCUUUAAGUUCUUUAUAGAGUAGGAGUAAAUGAUCCUGGAAAAGCUAGAGAAAAAGAAGAGGUAGAUCUUAGAAAAGUAAAGCUAACUUAGGGAGGAAUAAAAGUAAGACAGUCAUAAUAGUAGAUAAACACCCUAGGAGACUAAAAUAAUUGACUUAACUUAAGAUUAAACUACCAAGAAUGAGAGUGAAACGAAAUCAUAGGCAUCGAUUUCAACUGAAGUAUCGACGCUAGCACAGAGUCUAAGAGAAAUCAACCUGGACCCAACUGCAUUGAAUUUAGAUGAUGGUGACAUUGACUAUGAUUAUGAGGACGAAGACUUCUCCUGGUAUGAUGAUGAGAAGAUGAGAGAUGGAACAUACUUCGUCUUAGUUAACUGUGAGAGAAAGACAAUCAAGAAGGGUGAGUAAGUAUUCUACUGCUAUGGCAAGAGGUCAAAUGCCUUCCUCUUAUUAAAUUAUGGAUUUUGUAUUCCUGAUAACAAAUAUGAUUCAUAUAUCUUCAGAGUGAAAUUGAAUGUCAACAUCUUAGAUGACAUAUCAGAUUUCUCAGAGAUCUUACCUCAUCCAGAAAAUGAAGACGAUAUGCUUUGCGCUGAAGAAAUUAGACUCAAAUUUGAUCAACUAAACCUAGUCCUACUUGGCUAUCUAAGAACAGUCUUCAAGGGCUACUACUCUCAUAAGACACAUUAGAAUGAAAGUGGCUUACUUCUUACAAAGCCUAAGGACAUUGAUUACGAGAUCUUCAUUUUCAAGAAGUAUCUAGGACUUUUGGAGUUCCUCUAGUACUUCAAAGAGAAGAAGUCUACUCUUGAAUAAGACCUGGAACUUCUUAAAAACCAAGAUCUAUCUUACCAGCUUAAAUUUGGAAUCCUUUACAGAGUAGAGAAGAAGAAGAUCAUCAGAUCUAAUAUUGAUCUAGUUAAAUACAUCCUGAGAAUCUUGAAUCUUUUGAAAAAGAGUUAACUAUCAAGUGAAAAUAAUAAAACGACUGUUAGUGAGAAAUAAUACAAGGAAUUGUAUUUGGAUUAGACUGAGAUGGAGGCAAAUAAUUGUUAUAAAGCAUGGAUAAUGACUUCUGAAUUCAACGAGGAGGAAUAAUACUAUCAGAAGAGAUUGUAAUUAAGGGGAUAUUUAAGGGAUUUAGCUGAAUUAACUGGCAUCUGCCUAACAUGA